AUGGCUGAACGUCAAGACGUGGGUUCAAGUGAGGAGGCGCCUGCUGCAGACACAUACCCCAGAAAAAUACUGGAGUAUAUGGAAGGCUUCCUCAUCUCCAAGACGGUGUUCACGUCCUGCGAGCUGGGUGUGUUUGACGUGUUGCUGGGUGCAGAGCGCCCUCUGUCUGCAGAGGAGAUCAGUGAGGCGGUGGGCGCCAGUCUGGACGGCACAGAGAGGCUGCUGGCUGCCUGCUCUGGCCUGCAGCUGCUCAACAUACACCAGGACAACGGACGAGUGUUUUACAGCAACACAGAGCAGGCCAAGGUCUACCUCACCCGCUCCAGCCCUUUGUCUCUCUACCAGUCCAUCCAGUACAGCUCCAGAACCAUCUACCUCUGCUGGCACUAU
Molecule: messenger RNA, 390 nt
Organism: Stegastes partitus (bicolor damselfish)
Lineage: Eukaryota; Metazoa; Chordata; Actinopteri; Pomacentridae
Product: acetylserotonin O-methyltransferase
Exons: 3
Molecular function (GO): methyltransferase activity; protein dimerization activity
Source: RefSeq, a predicted model, not a curated record